Molecule: messenger RNA, 1278 nt
Organism: Ctenopharyngodon idella (grass carp)
Lineage: Eukaryota; Metazoa; Chordata; Actinopteri; Cypriniformes; Xenocyprididae
Exons: 7
Coding region: 1-879 (292 amino acids)
Biological process (GO): interleukin-15-mediated signaling pathway; T cell activation; positive regulation of ERK1 and ERK2 cascade
Cellular component (GO): external side of plasma membrane; membrane raft
Molecular function (GO): MHC class II protein binding; protein tyrosine kinase binding
Source: RefSeq, a predicted model, not a curated record
AUGGGGAUCCACUUUAAUCUGCCCAAGAGCCGACAGGAUGUGCUCAUGGGAGACGGAAUCGAACGCCUGUGCAAAGUCGAUGAAUGCUACUGCGAGUGGGCUGCGCUCUUCUUUGCAGUGGCGGAUGAGGCCCCGCAGUACCUCUAUGUUCUCCGCACACCCAGGGGUACCAGUGGAGUGGAUGAGAAUCAUGUGUUCAUCAGUUCAGAAAGAAGAAAGACACAGAGAGAGAGACAUGAGAGUCUGAGUCUGGAGCGUGACUGCUCUCUGAACAUCAAGAACGUCACAGAAGAAUAUUAUGGAUCUUACAUCUGCAGACAAUAUGUGAAUGGAGGAAAACAAGGAACUGAUGCACGUGUUUAUCUGCAUGUUCUUCAUGUUUCAGUCUCUCCAUCAUCGCAGACUGAGAUCAGUCCAGGCCGCUCUGUGACUCUCUCCUGUCAGUUGUAUUCAGUCUCCUGUGAUGAUUUGGUUCAUUCUGAGGGACUUCAGCUGUUGUGGGUGAAUCAGACUGGUGUUGAUCUGAAGACAGACUCCAGAUAUCAGAUAUCAGCUCCAGGACACUGUAUCAUCACUCUGACUACAACACUCCUGAAUGAAGAUGACAACAGAGGGUGGAGAUGUCAGCUUAUUCACAGAAAUCAAGUCAAGAUCUCAUACACACACACUGUCAAGUAUUCAGAUCCAGCUGACACAGCAUCAGAAACUGAAGUCAGUGUGACUGCUGGAUCAUUAUUCAGAGUGAUUGUGAUCAUUGUUGAGAUGGCAGUGUUUGCUGCUCCUACUGUGAUUCUUCUUCAGAUCAUCUGUGCAAGAAGAGCUGGGAGAAAGGACUCGCAGCACCCAGAGGAAAUAGAGAUGCCUACAAUAUUACAAUAAAAUACUGCUGAGUUUGGAGACAAUCUGAAAAAAGAUUUAAAACAGCAGAAACUCACAGAGGAUUGUUCAUUGUUUGAUUUUCUUCUAAAAAAACAGAGAAAAAACUCUGAAGAAAUAGUGACACCAAGUUUAGUUUUUUAUAAAUAGCAGCCGAGAAUUAUUUUCAUUCAUAUGGAUUUUAUGGAUACUUGCAUACAGUGUUCAAGCUCAUUUUCUUUGGAUUCGUAUAUAAACUUCUAUAAAUAUUAAAUACAAUAAUGGACAGAUUUCGACAGACUGUAUAAUCCUCUCUCUGUUCUGUGUGAUGUCAUGAUCUGUUCAUUCUUUUUCUUUAGCAAUUUUAUUUUUUAAUUUUGGAUGAAUGCUACUAAUUUUCUUAAUAAAACCUCUGCUAUUGUG